Molecule: messenger RNA, 702 nt
Organism: Nerophis lumbriciformis (worm pipefish)
Lineage: Eukaryota; Metazoa; Chordata; Actinopteri; Syngnathiformes; Syngnathidae
Source: RefSeq, a predicted model, not a curated record
AUGGGGGAAAAGCACCUAGAGGACUCCAUUCACAAUUUUAUUCAAAAGAAUGUUGUCAUGGAGAGGCCAAAGAGGUAUGUGUCUACCUCAAGGCAAAAUAACAUAACAACGACAGUAAUUGAGCUGCAGCAUCCGGCAAACUACCUGACAAAGCUCGCCAUUGAAUCAAAACUGCCUGCCAUCAAACAAAAUGUCAGGAAUGUUUUUUGCACCAGUGGUAAUAAGAAGCCAAUGUUGCCAGCGGGGACGUUUCUGCUCCCCGCUGGGCUUCCCGCAAAAAGGAUGUUCGCAACCGUGCCAAAGUUGACCAAACCACCCCUUUGUGUUGUUGACUCUAACAAAGGACACAAGGAGUUUCAUAACAAAUUCUCAGGACUUGUCCCUGUGUAUAUAAGGAAAAAGGAUUAUGGAGAAAUCCCAACAUAUCUGUUGCGACGCAAAAACAAGCACCCGAAAUCUCCAGAGGGGGAGAGGAUUAUUGAGGUGACCAAACCACCGGGGCCCGAAGACCUCACAGAUGAGGAGUUUCAUGAGAUCAUUGAGGACCUGAAGAAGAAAUUAGCAAAGCUGAAUUCGACCUACCUGUGCCUCCCAUUUGUCAUCGACACGCCGGCGUUGAAGAUCCGCAAGCUGCGACUGGAGAGUGAAAUGACACAGGUGGAGAAUGACAUCAAACUCCUUGAAAUGGUUUCCAACAAGUAG